GGGGGCGGGCUCAGGGGCGGGCUCAGGGGCGGGGCGGGCGCCCGAAGGUCCUCCGGAGGCCCGGCAUUCUGCACGCUUCAAAAGCGCACGUCUGCCGCGCUGUUCUCCUCUUCCUCAUCUCCGGGCCUUUCGACCUCACGGUGUUGCCAAAAUGUCGCUUUCCAACAAGCUGACUUUGGACAAGCUGGACGUGAAGGGGAAGCGGGUCGUGAUGAGGGUGGACUUCAACGUUCCUAUGAAGAACAACCAGAUAACAAACAACCAAAGGAUCAAGGCUGCUGUUCCAAGCAUCAAAUUCUGCUUGGACAAUGGAGCCAAGUCCGUUGUCCUUAUGAGCCACCUGGGCCGGCCUGAUGGUGUUCCCAUGCCUGACAAGUACUCCUUAGAGCCAGUUGCUGCUGAACUCAAAUCUCUGCUGGGCAAGGAUGUUCUGUUCUUGAAGGAUUGUGUGGGCCCAGAAGUCGAGAAUGCCUGUGCCAACCCAGCGGCUGGGACUGUCAUCCUGCUGGAAAACCUCCGCUUUCAUGUAGAGGAAGAAGGGAAGGGAAAAGAUGCUUCUGGAAACAAGGUUAAAGCUGAGCCGGCCAAAAUUGAUGCUUUCCGAGCCUCACUGUCCAAACUAGGAGAUGUCUAUGUCAAUGAUGCUUUUGGGACUGCACACCGAGCCCAUAGCUCCAUGGUGGGUGUGAAUCUGCCACAGAAGGCUGGUGGAUUUUUGAUGAAGAAGGAGCUGAACUACUUUGCCAAGGCUUUGGAGAGUCCAGAGCGACCCUUCCUGGCUAUCUUGGGAGGCGCUAAAGUUGCAGACAAGAUCCAGCUGAUCAAUAAUAUGCUAGACAAAGUCAAUGAGAUGAUCAUUGGUGGUGGAAUGGCCUUUACCUUCCUUAAGGUGCUCAACAACAUGGAGAUUGGCACAUCUCUGUAUGAUGAAGAAGGAGCCAAGAUUGUCAAAGAUCUCAUGUCCAAAGCUGAGAAAAAUGGUGUGAAGAUUACCUUGCCUGUUGACUUUGUCACUGCUGACAAAUUUGAUGAGAAUGCCAAGACUGGCCAAGCUACUGUGGCCUCUGGUAUACCUGCUGGCUGGAUGGGCUUGGACUGUGGUACUGAGAGCAGCAAGAAAUAUGCCGAGGCUGUGGGUCGAGCUAAGCAGAUUGUUUGGAAUGGUCCUGUUGGGGUAUUUGAAUGGGAAGCCUUUGCCAGGGGAACCAAGUCACUCAUGGAUGAGGUGGUGAAAGCCACUUCUAGGGGUUGCAUCACUAUCAUAGGUGGUGGAGACACUGCCACUUGCUGUGCCAAAUGGAACACAGAGGAUAAAGUCAGCCAUGUGAGCACUGGGGGCGGUGCCAGUCUAGAGCUCCUGGAAGGUAAAGUCCUUCCUGGGGUGGAUGCUCUCAGCAAUGUUUAGUAUUUUCUUUCCUGCCUUUGGUUCCUGUGCUCCUAAGUCAACCUAGUGUUUUCCACAUCUCCAUUUGGUGUUAGCGCAAGAUUCAGCUAGUGGCUGAGAUGUGGCACCAGGAACCCUUAAACAGUUGCACAGCAUCUCAGCUCGUCUUUACUGCAUCAGGAUUUGUCUGUGUUCUUCAAGAUCCCAUUUAAAUUCCUUAGUGACUAAAACCAUUGUGCAUUGUAGAGGGCGUCUAUUUAUAUUCUGCCUGAGAAAGGAAGUGAGCUGUAAAGGCUGAGCUCUCUCUCUGACGUAUGUAGCCUCUGGUUAGCUUCGUCACUCACUGUUCUUGACUCAGCAUGGCAAUCUGAUGAAAUCCCAGCUGUAAGUCUGCAGAAAUUGAUGAUCUAUUAAACAAUAAAGAUGUCCACUAAAAUGGAA
Molecule: messenger RNA, 1825 nt
Organism: Mus musculus (house mouse)
Lineage: Eukaryota; Metazoa; Chordata; Mammalia; Rodentia; Muridae
Gene: Pgk1
Product: phosphoglycerate kinase 1
Exons: 11
Coding region: 152-1405 (417 amino acids)
Biological process (GO): plasminogen activation; glycolytic process; negative regulation of angiogenesis
Cellular component (GO): cytosol; membrane raft; mitochondrial matrix
Molecular function (GO): phosphoglycerate kinase activity; protein serine kinase activity; protein-disulfide reductase [NAD(P)H] activity
Source: RefSeq, marked reviewed